Messenger RNA from Pantherophis guttatus, 2606 nucleotides. RefSeq names its product methylphosphate capping enzyme (gene MEPCE). The record is from RefSeq and is a predicted model, not a curated record. Gene Ontology annotation, biological process: snRNA modification. Gene Ontology annotation, molecular function: RNA methyltransferase activity; O-methyltransferase activity; snRNA binding. Lineage: Eukaryota; Metazoa; Chordata; Lepidosauria; Squamata; Colubridae.
GGUAGGCGCGAAGCGCUCUUCCUCCGGCGGUGUUGGGGGGCGCGCGCGCAUGCGUCGCGAGCGACGGGCGGGGAACCUCUCGGCGCGUGCGCGCCGGGCUCUGACGCGAGCGGGAGAGGAGCACCGCGGCUGCGCCGCGCGGGGGCUGCCGGGGCGGCGCUCGAGCGCGCGUCCGCACGGCGCAGGCGUAGGAGGAGCAGCCCGUCGAGGGGCGGGGCGGAGCGGAGCGCCGACUGAGGCGGCUACAGCCGCGAGGAACCGAGCGCGGCGGCGGCGGUUUGCCGGGCCCGCAGCCGGUUCUCCCGGCCAGGCAUGAUCGAGAUGGCCACGGACAAAGAGACCUUCCUCGUCCCGGCGCCGCCGCCCCCGUUGCUGAAGGCCCCGGCCGAGGACGAGGCGCCUGAGGGGCCGCCGGCAGCCGAAGACCCCCAGCGCCGUGAGGAGACGGCCUCCGAGCAGCUCCAGCGGCCCCGCAACGGCUUCCAGGCGCCCCCGAGGGCCCCGGGCGCCGGCGCCGGAGGAGGGAAGCGGCGCAACAGCUGCCACGUCGGGGGCUUCAAGCCUCCGGCCUUCAAGCGGCGCCGCCGGGUGAACUCGGAGUGCGACCCGGUGCUUCCCUCGGAGUUCCUGCUGGGCGGCAACAUCUUCGACCCGCUGAACCUCAACAGCCUCCUGGACGAGGAGGUGAACCAGGCGCUCAACGCCGAGACCCCCAAGUCCUCGCCUCUGCCGGCCAAAGGGCGGGACCCCGUGGAGAUCCUCAUCCCCAAGGACAUCACCGACCCGCUCAGCCUCAACGCCGCCCAGGAGGACCCGCCGGUGCUGGCCUCCCCGCUCAAGGCCGGGCGCAAGCGGCACCGCCACCGGGGGAACCAGCGGGCCGUGGGGGGCUCGGAGGGGGCCGGGAAGCCCCCCGCCGCUGCCGCCGCCGUUGCCCUCCCCACGGCCGCCGCCCCGCCUUCCUCCUCUUCCUCUUCCUCCUGCAGGUCUUGCCAGAAGGCCUGCAACGGGGCCACCCCGCAGCCCUACGAACUCAACACCGCCAUCAACUGCAGGGACGAGGUGGUCUCUCCCCUGCUGCCGGAGGGCGGGGAACAGCCCCCAGUCCAGCCGGCCUCCAGGAGCACCUCCAUCGCCUCUUCCUCUUCGGUAAGUGCCGGGAGUCGCCACCACCACCACCACCAUCAUCACCACCACCACCGCAAAAGGCGCAGGACUUGUAGCAAAUCCGAAGGGGGCAGCCGGCAGCACGGGGCCAGCGAGCAGCCUGGACGGAGCAGCCCCGAGCCGGGGCCGAGCCUGCCCCCCCGCAGCCGUCACCCCCAGGCGGCCUCCAUGAAUCAGCCGCAGCCUCGCCGGGCCUCGCGCAACAAGUUCCAGUACGGCAACUACUGCAAGUACUAUGGCUACCGCAACCCCAACUGCGAGGACGUUCGGCUGCGGGCCAUGAAGCCCGAGUGGUUCCGAGGCCGAGAGGUGCUGGACAUCGGCUGCAAUGUGGGCCACCUGACUUUGAGUUUGGCCAAGAAGUGGGGCCCGGCCCGAAUGGUGGGGCUGGACAUUGAUGGGGCCCUAAUUCAUUCGGCCCGCCAGAAUAUCCGGCACUACCUCUCAGAGGAGAUGCAGGAAGAACAGCAGCAGCGGCCCCAGGACAGUCACGGCGAGAGGGAAGGGGUUCCCCCAGCCAAGAAAACCUUUCCUGCCUCUCUCACGGCCAGCCGGGGUCCGAUUGCUGCACCCACAGUGCCCCAGGACGGGGUUGAUGCAACGGUCUUCCCUAACAAUGUGAUCUUUGUCAAGGGCAACUACGUCCUGGACCGGGAUGAGCUGCUGGAAGCUCAGAAGCCGGAGUACGACGUGAUCCUCUGCCUCAGCGUCACUAAGUGGGUGCAGCUCAAUUGGGGCGACGAGGGGCUGAAGCGCCUCUUCAAGCGCAGCUACCGCCACCUGCGGCCCGGCGGGGUCUUCAUCCUGGAGCCCCAGGCCUGGUCCUCCUACAAGAAGAGGAAGAACCUGACGGAAACAAUAUCCAGGCACUACCAACGGAUUAAGCUGAAGCCUGAGCAGUUCCCUUCCUACCUGACCUCCUCCGAAGUGGGCUUCUCCAGCUACGAGUUGGUGGCCAUGCCCAGAAACACGUCAAAAGGAUUCCAGCGCCCCAUCUAUCUCUUCCGCAAGGGCCACCUCGGAACGCAUUGAGGAGCCUCCUCGCCAGACCUCGGGUGCCUCCCGGGCUGCCCCCUCCUCUUUUCUUGAUGUGCCACGGCUGCUUCUCCAGGGCUGGAGGCGGCCGGGCUAGCCCCCCCCCCCACUGCCCCCCACCGAUGAAUGUUGGCGUCCUCUAAAGGCAGAAGGGCCGGCCAGGUACAAGCGGGCGAUGGAUUUUGGAGCUGCCUGGCCUCGGCAAGAGCCCCCCCCUGAGAAACGGGGGUGGGAGGGGCAGCACAGUUCUUCUGGGACCCUCCUGCAGCACAGCCUCCGAUGGGGUGCAGGACGCGUGGGGAGGUUGAGGCGGAGGCAAGGCAGCCCUGCCCAGGAUUGGGCCUCGUCUCCUGGGAGCUCACAGAGCUGCUUUCACCCCUCCAAAGGCGGAAGGAUCUACCCAG